CGACCGAAAUGAGCAGGGCCAGAUUUUUGAGCCAUAAGUUUGGAACUGCAAACGUGGAAGCAUUCCCAGCAAGAGAAGAAGAAGUCGCUUAAACCCCAAAAGCAAAAGCAAAAGAACCUAAUUGAAACGUGUCUCCCCAAAAGCUUCGAUCCAAGAAUCAACAACUAACUAAAGAAAAUGCGGGUUUUCUAAUAAAAGGGCUCGCAGAAGAAACAAACAGUAGUAUCUAAUCACGCAGAUCAAAUGAGAGAGGUUCGAGGCAGGAGCUUUGUGGAAGAAUUUUCCCCUGGCUAUUAUGGCAUAUGUAGUCUCGGAGGAAUGCUCAGUGCAGGGGCUACCCACCUUGCUAUUACUCCUCUUGAUGUCUUGAAAGUCAAUAUGCAGGUCAAUCCAAUCAAGUAUAACAGUAUUUUGACUGGAUUUUCUACUCUAUGGAAAGAACAAGGACCUUCUUCCCUUUGGAGAGGGUGGUCUGGCAAGUUGUUUGGAUAUGGUGUUCAAGGCGGCUUCAAAUUUGGUCUUUAUGAAUAUUUUAAGAGGCUUUACUCUCAUGCCUUAGUAGAUCAAAACAGGACUUUUAUAUUUUUUCUCAGUAGUGCAUCUGCACAAGUAUUUGCUGACCUGGCUCUCUGCCCAUUUGAAGCCAUCAAAGUCCAGGUCCAAACACAACCCAAAUAUGCCAAGGGCUUGAUGGAUGGGUUUCCAAAACUAUAUAAAGCUGAAGGUUUUGCUGGCUUUUACAGAGGCAUUUUACCACUUUGGGGCCGCAAUCUUCCGUUUUCCAUGGUAAUGUUCUCCACAUUUGAGCAUUCAGUGGACUUGAUAUAUCGAGACAUUAUCCAAAGAAAAAAGGAAGAUUGUUCUCGGGUUCAACAGCUCGGUGUGACGUGCUUAGCAGGGUAUGUAGCUGGAGCUGUUGGCACUGUGAUUUCUAAUCCUGCUGACAAUAUUGUCAGCUCUCUUUAUAACAAAAAGGCUGAAAAUAUGCUUCAGGCUAUGAAGAAUAUUGGACUAGUUAAUCUCUUCACUAGGAGUCUUUCUAUUCGGAUCACACUGGUGGGACCAGUUGUUACUUUGCAGUGGUUUUUCUACGACACUAUCAAACUACUAAAUGGACUUCCUACAAGCGGAGGGCUUAGCAUGCAUCAGGAAGAAGCUUACUCAUCAGCUUAAACUCUUGGAAGUUCAAACAGGAAAGUAAAAGUUGCAAGCCAAUUUAACCUGCCAUCCUGAGAACUGCCUCAAAAGUAAUUCUACAAUAAUUCUCCACUUGAUGACUGGAUAUGUUAAUGUACAUAAGUUCUUUUGUAUGUGUUUAGAUUAAGAUGGUAAUUUUUUUUUUCUCAAAGGAAAUACCUGCCUUUUUUAAACUAGCAGGCUGAAAUGGAUUUGAAGUCACCUUGCUCUAUUCCCAUUUUGUCCCAAUAAAAUAUGUAUUUCCUAAUUUUUGAAUUUAUUAUGCAAAAUUAUUUUCAAACUGUCUGGUGAAAAUGAUUCAUAUGUUGUUUUUA
Manihot esculenta (cassava) is the source of this 1511-nucleotide messenger RNA. Its product is annotated as mitochondrial phosphate carrier protein 1, mitochondrial. Gene Ontology annotation, biological process: mitochondrial phosphate ion transmembrane transport. The coding region runs from base 244 to 1173 and encodes 309 amino acids. The record is from RefSeq and is a predicted model, not a curated record. The transcript has 6 exons. NCBI's taxonomy places the organism in Eukaryota, Viridiplantae, Streptophyta, Magnoliopsida, Malpighiales, Euphorbiaceae. Gene Ontology annotation, molecular function: phosphate transmembrane transporter activity. Gene Ontology annotation, cellular component: mitochondrial inner membrane.